AUGGCAACUAUCUACGUCAACGGCAACGUCUACACGGUCGACGCGGCCCUGCCAAAGGCGGGCGGGUUCGUGGUCGAGGCCGACGGUAACUUUGGCGCCGUCGGCUCGACAGGCGAGCUGCUGGAGCUAGCUAAGCAGACGGGGGCCACGCUGGUUGACUUGAAGGGCCAGUUCGUGAUGCCGGGGAUGCACGACGCCCACUGUCAUUUGCUGGUCGCCUCGCAGGAGAAGCUCUUCGAGGCCAAGCUGGGCCUCGAGUCUGGUCCCGAGGAGACCGUCAGUAAACUGCGGUCGUACGCCUCGUCCUGCCAGCAUCUCGAGACAGUGGGCAACUGGCUGAUCGGCAACUUCUACCACUGGCGUAACUUCAAGAAUAAGAAGCCGGACCGCCAGUUCCUCGACGACGCGUUUGGCGACCAGCCCGUGGUGAUCCGCGAGUACACCACCCAUAAUAUCUUUGCGAACACGGCCGCGCUCAAGGCGGCCGGGUACGAGGAGAACCCCGAGGACCCGUGGGACGGGUACUAUGUCCGACGGGAGGACGGCACCAUCACGGGCGAGCUGAUCGAGGGCGCGGCCAAGCGCAUGUGGUCGUCAAUCCCCAAGGGCACGCCCGAGUCGCACGUCGAGGCCCUGACGUACGGGGUCAAGAUGGCCAACCGCUUCGGCUUCACCGCGGUGCAGGAGGCCUCGGCCAACGCCGUAUACCUGGAGGCGGCCAAGAAGGUGGACGAGCUAGGCCUCAUGACCAUCAACCUCGACGCCCACGUUGUCUUCUGGGGCGCCGCCUUCAGCCAGGAGCUGCCGGAGACGCUGAUCAAUAGCAUUAACCGGGCGUACCGCUACCAGACCAAACACUUCAACCCUAUGUUCAUCAAGUUCUGGCUCGACGGCGUGCCGUGGGAGCCCCAUCUCACCCACUGCCCGCUCGACGACGCCGGCAAGCCAGAGUAUAAGAAGAUCCUCGUGCCCCCAGCCAUCUUUGCCGAUGCCAUUGAGCGAUUCGACAAGGAAGGCCGCACGUGCAAGGUACACGUGUGCGGCCAAGGGUCCGCGCGGUUCGCCCUCGACUGCUUCGAGGAGAUGCGGGCGCGGCGACCAGACGGGCCCCGGCACGAGCUAGCACAUAAUAUGGAUGUCCACGCCGACGACUUUGCCCGGUAUAAGAAGCUCAAUGUGACGGCGGAGAUGAGCCCGGCCAUCUGGCACGAGGCUGACUACCAGCCUGAGCAUAACCCGAUGUCGGUCUACCCGUUCACGGGCCUGAGAGACGCGGGGGCCCUGCUCACCAUCGGCAGCGACUGGGUCUUUGCCCCUGAGACCCCUAACAUCUUCCCCGGCCUGCAGGCCCUGCUCGAGGGCCGCAAGGGCUGGGAGAUGACUAAGGAAGAGAUCCUACGCAUCAUGACGAUGGACGGCGCCAAAGCCACUGGCCGCGAGACCCGCGAAGGCAGCAUCACCCCUGGCAAGCAGGCCAACUUCAUCAUCCUCGACCGCGACCUGGAAAAGGCCGAGGACAUCAGCACCACCAUCGUGCUCAAGACCUUCUUCGAGGGCAAAGAGGUCUACGACUAUGCCAGCGACGAGCUCAAGCACUUCCAGGGCCGACCAGGCUAGUCAACCAAGCCUUUUUUCCAUAGUCAUAUUUAUAUAUCCGUAGGAAAUGC
Molecule: messenger RNA, 1667 nt
Organism: Exophiala mesophila
Lineage: Eukaryota; Fungi; Ascomycota; Eurotiomycetes; Chaetothyriales; Herpotrichiellaceae
Exons: 1
Coding region: 1-1617 (538 amino acids)
Molecular function (GO): hydrolase activity, acting on carbon-nitrogen (but not peptide) bonds
Source: RefSeq, a predicted model, not a curated record